UAAAGGGUUUUGCGCUCAUCUGUUUCUCUCUUUCUCUCUCCCCGUGAUGACGACGAGAUCUGAUCCCGACGAACGUCUUGCUCAGAACCCACAAACCUCCUCAGUGAAAGCUUCAAUUUUUCGAGAUGGGUUUUCACAAGAGUCGCUAAAGGCCGUUUCUUUGCCGCCACUAGAGAAGGAGGACUCUGUUCGCGAGAUGAUGAGCUCAGAGAAGGAAGUAAAGUCUCCUCCUUUGGCUUCUGUUCUUGAGAAAGAUGAAGAAACCAUCCGUUCGGAAUCUGCUGAAGCAUCUUUCUCCAAAGAACGCGAGUCUAUGGACGUGGAUUGUCAUGGAGUCUUCUCUGUUCCUGAAGCUACCUCUGCGUUUCUUGAAGAAGAUAGGCACAAGAUGGAGGAAGCUGUUGAGGCUGAUGGGUCAGCUGCUUGUAUCUCUGAGAAGAAGGGACAAGAAGAUUCCGAUGAUCAGGCUGACGUGGACACGCUUGCAAUGGCUUCUGAUGUCCAUAUCAUCGAAAAGAAUGGGAACCACCAGCAUCAGAAGGUGGAGAGAGUGAGAGUCAAGGACAACGCUUUCGUUGGGAGAUCGGUGAAGAUCGAUGUGGUUGAUGACACUGCGUUGCUCAACGUUGUUCCUUUCUACAAGAAGGCUAAAGAUCAUCCUAAGCAUAAGAGAAACGGAGGGAAGCACAUUGUUGUUAGUGGGAAGCAGCAAGAUAAAGGAAACGCUUCGAAAGUUGGUGAAGGGAGUCAGUUGCGGAUAAUGUACUCUAUAAACCAGAUGAAGUCGAUGAGGUAUGCUAACAUGGGGAAUCAGAAGAAGCUGUGGAGUGACGUGUACGCUAGGCUGCUGCCUGAGCUGGUGAAUGAGUACGAAGGUCUAGUAGUUAGCUUGAAGAAUCAGAAGACUUCAAAGUCUAACAUGAGGGAGAGUGGCAUAGGCACCAAAGAAGUUAUAGAUGAGUUAACUCUUGAAGAAGAAGAGGAGUACACUGAAGAGAAUGACGAUUACAAUAGCAUUUUGAAACCUGCGUUUGCUGUUGAUGGAGAACCUGAUUUUGAAUCUGGACCACCAGAAGAUGGCUUUGAAUACUUAAGACGAGUCAGGUGGGAGGCUAAGCGUGUUCCGAACGUAAAAGUAGCCAAGAUAGAUGGAAACAAGUACAUGACCAAAGAGCAAAGUGUUUACAUGCCACAAAUACCUGAAAUCCCCAAAUGUCCAGAUCACCUGUUACCUCUCAAGGAAUGGGAAGACUCAUUGCUUUCUGACUUCUCACACCUUCGCUCGGUACUUGAUGAGACCAUGCCAUCAAAUCAGUCCAUAGAAGAUGUGCUCAUGGAGAUAUUCAACAAGCGUCUCCACACUGUUCCAGAUGAGUCAUUUGGUGGGUUGGUUUCAGACAUACAAGGAAUGGACUCGAUGACGCAAGUAUCAAGGUUGAAAAAACGUAUAGUUUUGGUUGAGAAGGAGAGCCGGUUAGAGAGGAGUGACUGCAAAUGGGUAGUGGCAUUAUGCGCAUCGGUGGAUACUCCUUUGGAUGGUGAUACUUGCGCUUGUCUCAAGGCUUUUCUGAGGAAGUGUGCGAGUCUUCGUGCGUUAGAGGUUGAAGAUGAACAAGUUAUCAUCAUGGCUAAUAUGCUCAUCACCAUCGCAGGCAGAUACUUUGGCCAAAUGAAGUAAGAGAC
Brassica oleracea var. oleracea is the source of this 1683-nucleotide messenger RNA. RefSeq lists its product as uncharacterized. The record is from RefSeq and is a predicted model, not a curated record. The transcript is spliced from 3 exons. Gene Ontology annotation, cellular component: nucleus; SMN complex. NCBI's taxonomy places the organism in Eukaryota, Viridiplantae, Streptophyta, Magnoliopsida, Brassicales, Brassicaceae. Gene Ontology annotation, biological process: spliceosomal snRNP assembly. The coding region runs from base 47 to 1678 and encodes 543 amino acids.